This is a messenger RNA of Penicillium daleae, 3411 nucleotides long. RefSeq lists its product as uncharacterized. NCBI's taxonomy places the organism in Eukaryota, Fungi, Ascomycota, Eurotiomycetes, Eurotiales, Aspergillaceae. The record is from RefSeq and is a predicted model, not a curated record. The coding region runs from base 1 to 3411 and encodes 1136 amino acids. The transcript has a single exon.
AUGAAUGAGGAUGAGACAGGAUCGUCAAGGUCCUCGUCGAUUUACUGGGCGGGGCCUAUGCCACCUAGUCAGGAUGUGGAGAUGUUGGAUGUUCAAGUCGAAUAUCCUCGCGUUCAACCCUCCAAAAUUCCAUCGUCGAAUUUUGAAUACUCACCGACCCUGAGUUCUGAUAUCCUAAACUAUUCGGCAAACACAUUUCCAGGAGAAACGAGGCCGAGUGGUGGUUCAACAAGAGGAUUGUCUCCAACGGAUCCUUUCCAAUCCUUGGGCACCAGGCCGAGUCGUGCAUAUGUUUCUCCUCAGAUGCCUCCUCUUGAAAUCCCUUUCAAUACCAUGCUGGAUCCGCAUCCAUCGAUGAAAAUACACCCCACUGAGCACAGUGCUCGCGAUGCAAUAUUUGAAAGUCUAGGUCGGCGUCUUCAGGCUGUGGGCGCAAACUUGCAACAUCGUCGUCAUGCAAUCCCACAACCUCAACUACUUGAGCUACGGAAGGAUCUGCAAGAGCUCAUAAGCCAUGUUGAUGACCUGAUUAAAGAAACCCCGGCCACGGGAGCUCCAAAACCAAUCAGCUAUUCCACAUCGAAUCAAUCAAAAGAAGAAUACCGGUGCCUGUUAUGCAAGACGGUUGGCGCCAAACCUUUCACUUCCAAUCGCUACCCCGUCUUCAAAAGGCAUUUAAUGAUCCAGCACUUUCCUUCUCAUGAGUUUCACUGCCCCGAGGAAGGGUGCGGUAGAGUUUAUCGGGUGUGUCACGAAUUUGAAUACCACUUUCGUACUGAGCACAAGAAAGACCCUGAAGACGAGGAGGUGGACGAGGCCAGAGUUCCAUUGAAAUGUCCACCCCGAUGUGAUAUCUGUGCGCGCACAGUCCACGACCGGAAUGAGCUAUGCCAAUGUCUAAUAGAGCACUGUUUGGUACUGUCCGGCAACAGUGGGACCAGAAGUGAUCCUAGUGAUAAUGAACGGAAUUCUCAGCGGGGUACGGCACUUCAGAAAGAUGGGAGUCAGCAACAAGCGGCGGUAACUGAAGAGCAAACUACGGGGAUCAAUUUGCAGCGCAUCUAUGAAUUGCCUGCAUUCCAGGAUUCUGGACUCGAGUACCAAUCUCCUCAGAACAGUGAAGAAGGGCAGGAAAGCAUGCAAUUCGCUUCAAUGGACAAGAUGCAGUCGAAUGAAACAGCGCAAAGUAAAAUCCAAAACACUACACCAGAGGACAAUGAUCAGUUUGACCUGACUACAACUCCAUUUGCGCCUCUCACCCUCAGGAAAGGUAAAACACCAACGCGGCCUAUCCCAAACACAGUUGAUUCGAGUACAAGCAAGUCCUCACAACUAUCUGAUGAUGAUUCAAUGCAAACCAACAUUACCUGGCCUGAUCAACAAGAGGAUUUCGACCUCGAUACUGGUUUCGCAGAUUCGGAGGACAUGGAACACAUCCUCCGCCCCGGUGCCUACUAUAGAAAGCUAGAUCUUCUUGAACGAAGAACAGCAGAGAUCUGUGGCAUCGAAGGCCCCGAGCUGCAGGAAAAGUCCCUAAGCGAAUGCAGGGAAAGCUUGCAGAGGAGUAGGCAUGCGCUUCAGAAUCUAACAGAGGAGGGCUUUUGUGAUGGCGCAUUCUCUAUUCUGGUUAGAGAUCAGUCACGACCUGAUGUUGCUAAUACCGUCCGGAUUUCUAUACACGAUAUUGACGACGCCCUUUGUAGAGUAUCGCCUCUCGCUACUGCAGAUGGAUUUCUCGAAUUUACCUCUAUCUUUGGGUGGCCAUUACUUCUCGAUCUUUUCGGUAGCCCGUCUCCCAACUCGAACUGGGACCAACUCGAGUAUGUGCAGUUCUUGACUAACGCCUUGGCAAUUGGCCUGGUAGCUUUCUCUGGUUCGCAUGUCUGCCGGUUUGAUGAGAACCUUUGGGGAGAGGAAUUGAGCAAGAUCCUUGUUGGGCAAGGUCAUUCCUUCUCUUGGCGAGAUUUAGCCUGCCUGAAAGACUUUGUUGGUGGGCCAGCUUGUGUUCUCGAGAUAGAUCAAAAUGUGUCACAACAGACUGGCUUGAAGGUAUCUCUCACAGUCAAAGACCUCCAAGAACUAUGGGGUCCAGUCUGGUUCAUGGGAGGAGACGAAGAUGAAGGCGUCUUCCUUCGAACGGAAGCGGGAUACAUUAUCCCCCUUCCACGCCACAGGCAGACCGAUCAGUCUCUACCAGAGAUUGAGUGCCACUGGACAAGUUCCUACACAGGCUACGAAACCGAAAACCCAAUUCUGUUAUACAGUUCAUCUCGGAUCCUGAUUGGCACAGGAUUGAGUAUCAAUGAAGGAUGUCGAGCACAAAUCAACUAUCUCCAAGCACGAAUUCUACCUCGACUCCAGCCCUCCGGAGCCCACAAUGCUUACCAUACUCUCGAGGGGUGGGACCUUACCAUGCAAGCCACCAUGGGAAGCUACGUUCAGGCCGGAGGCGCGCUAAAGUGGAAGCGCAAUCCAGCCCGCAAAUGGAAAACCUCGAUCAUUGAAAAAUGCAAAUACGGGAAGCCGAAUUUACGGUCCCUUCUUUCCAGCUAUAUUGGUUUGGAAGUCAGUGCCUGCACUGGCAAUGCCCAUCGAGUGACUCUCUGGGAUGCGCUUCGUCUCUCGCAGACAACGGCAAAUAGACAACAGGGCAUAUCUCCACUACCACUACCUCAACAGUCAACACCCUGUCGACACCGAAUCGCCGAUCCUGACUGCAUUCAAAAAUGUUGGACUCGACUCUUCUCCACGGACGACAUCGAUACAUCAGUCAACAUCCCACCAGAAGGUGACCCGACAAGAAAAGAAUACCUCCGGCGCAUAAUCAUGAACGCAAUCAUCGCUCUCGAAGACACCGGGGUUGACCACGACAACAAUCUGCAGGCAUACUGGCCUUUCACAGAAACUUCUCGAACGCACCGCAUCGAGCCAUCCCCAUCUCACAGCGAAAUCAAUAAUUGGAUUCGAGUCAUCAAAGACUCUCGAGACGUGGCAACGUUUGCUGUCGUGAGCCAACGCUGCAUGGAAGCACAUCACGGACUUGUCCGAACAUGUACAAUGCCAUGUCGAGUGGCAAAUCUCAACAGUGCAAAGACAACGUUGUAUACUCGAAUCCUGCUUAAUCCUCCAUUCCAAUCGACUUGUACAGAGAACCAUGACCACACAAUGUUAUCGAUGGGGAACGAGGUAGAUCGGCCGAUUCCCCAUGAGCAUUUUGUUCUGGGGGAAGCCGCCCUUACUGUGCAGAGGAUCAUUCCAGGCUGCAACAAUGUGGUCAUUGCUACUGCUAGCGGGAGUGCCGUGAAGAAUGGAUGGAUGAAGAUGGUCAAGCUUGGUAGACGGAAGAUGUUUCAAGAAGACUUGGACUGUGAUCUGUCAACAGGAUAUUACCUUCCACUCUUAGUCCAGUGA